CGCACCACUACUUAAAAGCCUUUGGACGUCAGCGCCAUUGCUAAACGGUUUUUAACUAUUCAUGGUAGAAUUAUUUUUUGUUUUAGGCGAAGUAUAGGCUAAACUAUUCCUCCUGACUCAUUCGGACGAGGUUUUCUAUCUCUUACGAGGUAAAUCGACGAGAUGGAGGAUAAUGUUCCAGAGCACGUGGACGAGUCUGCAGCAAAGACGGAUACCUCAGAGAUGAAAAAAGAGGUAAAGACGGGUCCUGACUAUAAAUCAAGAGGCCGUGGAAUCAGGGGGCGAGGUAGAGGCGGCCAGUUGGGACGAGGAGGUCGCGGUGGACGUGGAAUGAUGAUGAAAGGUUUUGGCCCACAAGGUCGAGGAAGGGCCAGGAAUCACGAUGGGUUCAUGAAUGGAUUCAGACCAAUUAGGAGGGGAAUGGGUAGAUCACCACCAUAUCUGGAUAUGCAAGGCAGAAAACGAGGCAGAGGUGAUGCUAUGAGCAUGUGUGUAGGACCACCACCUCCACCUCCUCCUCCUCCACCUCCUCCUCCUCCUCCACCCAUGCAUCUAAGGGGACCUCAUCCACCUAUGCACAGGCAUGGUCCACCUCCGCCACUUCCACCACCUCCACCCGGGCAUCUUCCUUUCAGAGGUUUUCCUCUGCGCCCAAGAGGACGGGGCAUGAUGCCCUCUGGCUCGCAUCGCCACUUCCACCCCAGAGGGGGGACUUAGUCACCCUUUCGGAAGACACUGGGACAUGGCGGCAGGACACUACACCCCGCUCUCUCCCUCUGCCCCAGUGAUGUGCAGUGAGUCGCUCCCUGUCCCUUUCCCCAGUAACCAAGGUGAGUCGUCUUUUGUGUCCAACAAUCUCCACUACCCCCUCUACCCAGGUCUCUUUUGCUCAUAAGCACAGUGAGACAGACACCAUAAGUUGAACUGGUGCAGACCCUUAACCACUAAUAGCACUUUACUACCGGGUAGUGCGACAUGGUUCUGUACAUGAACUGUUUUUCAAUUGCCAUUCUUGCCCAAAUACAUUGAAUACCAAACAGGCAUAUAAGGGUGGAAGUUGAUUGUAUAGAUAGUUCUGUACUGUGGGAAAGCAUUAUAAGUUACCAUCGUACAGUUAUUGCGAUGUGUUCUUUUCUUCUUGCAUUUAAAUGGAUUUAUUUAAGGCACCACUGAAAAUGCAUUGAGAUAUUCAUAUUGAGAGUUACUCCUCAAUUUUUGCAUGCAAACAUAGCAUUAACUCUUAAAAGAAUUCUUGAAGAGCCAUUGCUUUGUCAAUUGUGAGCUAAUAUGAGUGUUGGUUGCCAUCAACUAUGAACCAUCUGCUCAAAAGUGCUAAGUUGGUCUAGGAAGAAAAAUCUAGAAUGGAAUUUGUCGUGCGAAACGCUUACGAGAUCUAUGUUGGUUUUUACCAAGGCUAAAAACACAUUGGUUGCAGCUCAAACUUGGUAUUAAGUAGUCUAUAAUAUGAAUAUUUACAUCAGAUACUUUAUCUACACUGUGUGAGACAUUCAUUUGAAUAACACUGUGAUUGGGCCAUGGCUGAAAUGAACAAACAGAACAAGCGAGUGUGCAGCACAUGAUACAUUUGAACAGCUCACUAUGACUGGGCAGCCAAUCAGAACACAGCACGUUCGACCGAACAGGGUGUAUCCCAAACUGCAUACUGUCCUCCUAAGCUAUGAAGCAACAGCUGGUGGUGCACUGUUGGGUGAGAAAUACUUGAUUGUUCUUCAUUACUAAACUUAAGUAUUAUUUGGGUGUAUUUAUACUUGAGUAUAAGUUCAGUACUUGCACUAUUACUUAAUUACACUGAAAUAAACCUUACUUUUUGCCCAGUGCACUUUUAUUCAGACCUACAAAGUACUCAUUACAAAUCAAACUUGCCACAGUGCUUGAGGAUGAGCACCCCUGGCCCUACCGCUGUCAAAUAUUUCAGUGUACUGGAGUAGGCAAAGACUCGUAUAAAAUGAGGAAACUCUUUUACCUCUGAACUCCAUCUAAUAUGAAAAUUAGGUGUUUUGCUAAGUUGAUAACAUUAACUUAGCCUGUUUUCAUUGCUAAUGCCAGGUUAGACAGCUAUGAUUGCUAGGAAGCAAAUCCAAAUUCUAGCUAACGGUAAAUAUUGCAUUCUUACAGAGAUUGAAUGGUGUUUUUUCAGGCAAAACAGCUUAUAAUUUUUUUCUAAAUAGUUUCACAUGAAAACAUGACUAACUUUUAACUAAUUUUUAACAUGUACUUUUUAAUGAAAUAAAUGAGUAUAUUUUCUUUAAAUGAGUAUAUUUUAAAAGUAGCAACAUUUUACUUGCGUACUACAUGUCAGGACAUUUUUUUGAUACUUCCACACUUAAUUGAGUACGAAUUUGACACGUUAUUUAUACUUUCCCUUAAGUAUUAUUUCUCAGUCCACCCCUGUACUGAGUACUAGACAGAUUGGAAAAACAUCACCCAUCUGUCACAAGGUUUUAUGUGUUUACGUGCAUUUUGAGAUGCUUUUCUGCUCAUCACCUUUGUAAACGGUGGGUAUUUGAGUUCCUACCCUGCUGAAAAACCCCCCAGCUAAAACCAGCCUAAGCUGGUUAGCUGGUCUUAGCUGGUCUUCCAGCCUGGUCAUAGCUGGUUCAGCAGGCUGGUUUUAGAGGUGUUUUAACCACUUUUUUAGCUGGUUAGGCUGUUCUUAGCUGGUCAGUGUUGGUCAGGCUGAAAUUUUCAAAAUAAAAAAGCUGACUAUAUUUGGUCAGACAACUUGGCAGAAAUCCUACAGCAAUAUUUCAGUCUGGUAUGAUUCAGGGCAUGCUACAAAUUUUGUUACAAUUUAUUUGUGCAUCCAGUUUAAUAAUUUUGUUGUAGAAUUGUGAGAUAUAUUUUAGAUUAUUAACAACUGAAAUAAGUAGUUACACUAUGCUACCCAGUCUGCCUGACUACCCUUGUGACUGUCUGAUUAAUUAUUCAAUAGAUAAGAUGAACACCAGCUUGACCAGGCUGGGAGACCAGCUUAAACCAGCAAAGACCAGCCAACCAGCCUAGGAUGCUUUUAUCCUUUUUUCAGUAGGGUACAGACUUCCUUUCAACUCAAAACAGUCUGGCCAUUCUUCUCUGACCUCUUUGAUCAACAAGGUGUUUGCACCCACAAAAUUUUAGUUUUUUUGUAAACUCUAGGGAUUAUUGUGUGUGAAAAUCCUGGGAGUUCAGCUGUUUCUGAAGUACUCAAUCCAGCCCAUCUGGCACCAAGAACCAUGCCACUGUCACUAAGAUCACAGUCCCCUCACCCCUAAUUCUGAUGCUCACCGUGGUUGUAAGAAUAAUAGUGUAAUAGUGAGUUGCAUGUUAAUACAAGCAGUAAUCAUCGUUGAAAUCAGUGUUUUUUGACUGUACACACAUGUUGAAGGACUUGAGAGCAGCUGAAGAAUAAUUAUGCUGAGUUUUGUCUUUGGGCUACACAAACUACUUGAACAAAUAUUUACGAAUGAUGAAUGUAUCGAAUCAUCAGUUUUUGACUGUUUGUGCUUCAUGUCCAGGCAGAAAACAGCACUGACACUCCCACGUUGCAGGAUGGUGAGUGUAGGAUGCAAAUCUGUGUGUGGCGAGUGUGCUUUUUUGGCUAGCUAGGUGGUGUUCAGGUCCAGGUGAGGUCCACCAUGAUGGUCACUCCAAGCAUUCUUUGACUCUCUCAGAAGCUUGGAGUGAACACUUAGGAAUGGUAUGGGGAACUUAUUCAGAAGACAUACGGAAACACGUUUUUGAGCCACUUUUACUGAUACUUUUAGCUACUGAUUCGGGGUUAGCUCAGAAGCUUACUGUCUAACUUCACUUGAGUGGAACUCACUUGUAUGGUAUGUGGAUUGCAGCCAUGGCCCAAUAACAAUGAGUGUACAUGUAUUAGCUUAUGGGACAUGAAAGUAGUGCCUUUGUCACUGCUAUGUGGCCUCAGAGCUUUAUAUUUAAAAAAAAAAAAAAACAGUACAGGAGGAGCCAAUUGUUUCUAAUAUAGAGCAUCUAUCUGAAAUACCGUGUUGUCCAUUAAUCCCUCUUUUGGGAGAUAAUCUGUGUGAUGUUCUACACCUUCUGUUCUUUAUUUGUAUAUUUUGUAUAUUGUGUGUGUGUGUGUGAGUGCGUGCACCGCAUGGGGUCAGGUGAGUAAUUGCUCCAAAUAUUUGAAUAAAUUAACCACAGAUACGAGGAAACAGGGCUAAGGACUAAAACAGAACAAUUAAAUCAAACCCUCCAGACAUACAAAACAGAAACUGAAUGAAAUUUAAAUAUUUAUUUCUGAAGAAAGUAUCAUCCAAAACUAAUAGAACCAUGAUUUUUUGUUGUUGUUGUUGUUGUUACAAUAUGGAAGCAGGUAAAAACAUAUAAAGUGCAGAAGGUCAACUUUUAUUUUUAUGGCGGCCCCAGAGCAAAAUACUGCUGCAUUUGACUAAAGGUCGUAAUUCUUGAAUUAUACUCAGGAACUUGGGAUAGUCUCCUCAGCUCUGAGUUCCUCCGAGUUCAUCAAGUGAUGUCAAAUAAACAUGGCUGCUCCCAUCAUCAACAGUAAACACAGCAAUAUGUCUUACCUUUAAAUGAGUUUAUACAAGUAUUUGCUGUAGAUCAAUCAGCAUAUAGAUAUAUUUGCUUGUUAAAUCUAUGACACUGAUUAUACAGGUUUAAUUUCCUCCUUUUUUUUUUUUUUUUACUUCAAUUUUGUUUACAGAAUUUGAAAAUUACAUAAUUCCAAGCUCCAACUUCUCACUUACGACUUAAAUCGUAUACAGAAUACACGCACAGAAAUUGAAUGUUAAAAAUGAAAAAUAAGUUAAAAAUAAUUACCAAAUGAUAUUACCAAACGAUAUGACUGCUUCUACCAUCAGAGGAGGUAAUGUGUUUUAUAGUUUGCUGUGAAUUGUUUGUAUUUUAUGUUUUAUUUUCUUCUUCUGCACACUUUACAGUACGGAACAUUUUCAGGAGUCUCCAGGGAUGGUGAGUGACUCACAUACGGCUUUCAUGGUUGUGCUUUAAAAACAAAAAACAAACCUGUAUAUUGCAGAUAAAUGCCAUUGACAUGUUCUCAUCUCACCAGUGGUGGUUAGUCCGUAUGGGCAUAUUAACUAUUCAACACAAGACCUCUGAAGGUGUGCUGUGGUAUCUGGCACCAAGACGUUAUCAACAGAUCCUUUAAGUCCUGUAAGUUGCGAGGUGGGGCCUGUAAGAGGUUCAGUCGGAUUGAGAUCUGGGGAAUUUGGAGGUCAAUUCAACACCUUGAACUUGUUUUCAUGUUCUUCAAACUGUUCCUGAACAAUUUUUGCAGUGUUGCAGGGAGCAUUAUACUGCUGAAAGAUGCCACUGACAUUAGGGAAUACCGUUGCCAUGAAGGGGUGUACUUGGUCUGCAACAAUGUUUAGGUAGGUGAUACCUGUCAAAGUAACAUCCACAUGAAUGCUAGGACCCAAUAUUUGAACAUUAUCCAGGGCAGUGUUUUGAAACUGGGGGGCCACCAGAUGGCGCCAGGGGGGCCACAUAGAAAUUCUAGAACAUUAUUAUUAUUUUUUUAAUUAAUUUUAUCCGUAAGUCAGGAUUAUCAACCUUCAAACUAUGAUGUAAAUAAAAAUGAGAAAUAUUCAUAAAUUAAAUCAAUUAUACACAGCACACUAAGACACCCAUCAAACAGAGACAUCCGUUGAUAUACUAGUGUAUAGUACUGUUAGCCACACGCUGAUAAAACCUAAGACUAUUUGUUUUUAAGAUAGAGGACGUAGUCUCUUAGCCUAGCAUGGAAAAAAUAAAAAUGGGGAAAAUGUGAUGACUCUAGGGGGCCCCAAAGGGAUGCACCCUAACAAGGGGGGCGUGUUUGAGAGCCACUGGUCCAGAGCAUCACACUGCCUCCACCAGCUUGCCUUCUUCCGAUAGUGCAUCCUGGUGCCAACUCUUCCCCAGGUAAGCAACACACACGCACCCGGCUGUCCACAUGAUAUAUAAAAAAACGUGAUUCAUCAGACCAGGCCAUCUUCUUCCAUUGCUCCAUGGUCCAGUUCUGAUGCUCACAUGCUCAUUGUAGGUGUUUUUGGUGGUGGUCAGGGUCAGCAUGGGCGCUCUGACCAGUUUGCAGCUACGCAGCCCCGUACACAGCAAGCUGUGAUCCACUGUGUGUAUCAACACACCUUUCUAUUAGAGCCAGCAUUGACUUUUUCAGCAAUUUGUGCUACAGUAGCUCUUCUGUGGGAUCGGACCAACUGGCUAGCCUUUGCUCCCCAUGAGCAUGAGAAAUGUGGCGAAUCUAACAAAAAACAAACAAACAGAUGAACUAAAUUUCUUUACAAAUGAGUCAAAUUACAACAGUAAGGUUCUUCUGUUUUUGUGUAUAGAUCAUAAUAAAUAGUUUUAGGUCUUCAAAUGAAAUACAGCAUAAAACAAAGGCAACCUGAGUAAACACACAAUACAGUUUUAUUUAUUUAUUUAUUUAUUACAAAAACGUUAACCAACACCUAUCACCAAUGUGAAAAACUAAGUGCCCACUUAAACUUAAAAUCUGGUUGUGCCACCAUUAGCAGCAAUAACUGCAACCAAAUUCUUCCGAUAACUGGACGUUGGUCUUUCAUUUAUUUCUAGGACUAGGAUUUACUCCUGUACUUUGGAUCAUUGUUUUGCUGCAUAAAUAAGUUGCGCUAGAAUUUCAACUUACAGACUGAAGACUGGACAUUCUCCUUUAGAGUUUUCUUGUAGAGAGCAGAAUUCAUGUUUCCCUCAAUUAUUGCAACUUGCCCAGGUCCUGAAGCAGCGUCUUAAAGCAGAAUUCUGUGUUUGGUUUACGCCAGAUGUAACGGGAUCCCUGUCUUCCAAACAGUUCCACUUUGGACUCAUCAGUCCACAGAACAUUCUCCCAAAAGGUUUGAGGAUCAUCAAGGUCUGUUUUGGCAAAAUUCAGACGAGCCUUAAUGGAUGCCAUCCUUGAUGCCAUUCUUAUGGAUGCCAUAUUUGCCCAGUGUCUUUCUGAUAGUGGAGUCAUGAACAGUGACCUUUAUUGAUACAAAUGAGGCCUGUAUGUCCUUUGAUGUUGUCCUUGGCUCUUUUGUCACUUCCUGGAUGAGUUGUUGCUGUGCUCUUGGAGGAAUUUUGGAAGGUUGGCCACUUCUUGGAAGGUUCACUACUGUGCAGUUUUUUUUCCAUUGGGAGAUAUCGGCUCUUACUGUGCUCCUUUGGAGUCCCAGAGCCUUUGAAAUAGCUUUGUAACCCUUCCCAGACUGAUGUAUUUCAAUCAGCUUCUCCCUCAUCAUUUCUGGACUCUCUUUCAACUUUGGCAUAGUGCAUUACUGGGUAAGAUCUUUUAACCAACUUCAUGUUGAAAAAGUUCUAUGUAAGUGUUGAUGUGGUUGAACAGGGUUUGCAGUAAUCAGGUCUGGUUGUGUCCAGUCCAGCUGAACCCCAUUAUGAAUGCAGUUUCAUAGAUUUGGGGAAUUCGUAAUUACAGGGGCAAGUAAAUAACAUUAUCAUUUAAAAUUCUGUAUUUUGGGUUUACUCAGGUCGCCCUUGUUUUAUAUUUGAUUUUGUUUUAAUUUCUGAAAUUAGUUAGUAUGAGAUGCACACAAAAACAGAAGAAAUCAGGAAAAUAUUUUUUCACAGCACUGUGUGUCAGACUUGUAUUAUUUGACUCUUUAUAAGUCUGUUCAGUGCUGGCUUUAAGACCAGACUACUUUUCUAUCUAUCUUUUUGCUCUCUUGUUAAAAAUUGAUGCACGUAGUUAGUUAAUUCAAGUCCAUUCAAGUCUCGUUGACUCUCAACUGCCUAGUACGGGGUUACUCUGAUAAAUGUAUCCUAUAGUGUAAGUUUAGUCUCUUGACUUCAUUUUUUUUGAGGCAAUAUGUUAUUAACCUCAUCGUUAAUGUCGUCCUGCCCCACCAAGAUGUGCGGUCACGAUCCGCUGCUGUAUUUCACUGAUGGUUGUUUUAAGGAUUUUCAUUCAAACUUGCAUCACUUUUUUUCCUCUCAUAAACCUUUACGAUAUGUAGUGUGUGUUAAUUCAGUUCGAAUGUGAUUGAUUUGAAUUCUGUCAUUAAAGGUUGUUUUGAGGAA
Messenger RNA from Ictalurus punctatus (channel catfish), 8046 nucleotides. RefSeq lists its product as uncharacterized. NCBI's taxonomy places the organism in Eukaryota, Metazoa, Chordata, Actinopteri, Siluriformes, Ictaluridae. Bases 163 to 717 code for a protein of 184 amino acids. The transcript is spliced from 6 exons. The record is from RefSeq and is a predicted model, not a curated record.